This is a messenger RNA of Apus apus (common swift), 16292 nucleotides long. RefSeq names its product ring finger protein 213 (gene RNF213). NCBI's taxonomy places the organism in Eukaryota, Metazoa, Chordata, Aves, Apodiformes, Apodidae. The record is from RefSeq and is a predicted model, not a curated record. Bases 272 to 15856 code for a protein of 5194 amino acids. Gene Ontology annotation, molecular function: ATP hydrolysis activity; ATP binding; ubiquitin-protein transferase activity. The transcript has 67 exons. Gene Ontology annotation, biological process: ubiquitin-dependent protein catabolic process; negative regulation of non-canonical Wnt signaling pathway; sprouting angiogenesis. Gene Ontology annotation, cellular component: nucleolus; cytosol; membrane.
GCAGAGCUGCCCGGGAGCCACGGACCCGCCAGGGCCAACAGGUCCCAUCGCCAGGGCCUGGGGGGGCUUCUCGGCGUUGAAUCCCUCGCUGCUCCGGCAGAGGGUAAAAGCGUUUGCAGAACUGGAAGGGCACAUGGGCCCUCUCUGCCCGUCCAUCUGUCCGUCUUUGCCCAUCCCUCUGUUUCCCCAGACGAGGAAGGACUGCUCUGCACACCCAGACGAGAUCAGCCGGACGGCGUAGGGGAGAUCUCAGAGUUUGUGACUGGGAAGCAUGGAGUGCUGUGAGUGUCACUUCGGUUCUGGGAAUGGUUCUCCUGGUUCUUGCAGCAAAUGUGGGGCCCAGCUGGCUCCUGGAGCUGAGGACAAGAACUCAGGAAGAAGAGAGGUGAUGCUUGGUCUGGACUCAGAUACAGGAGCAGAGGCUGGGGGAGAUGUGAAGGGAGAAGGUGCUGAUGGGCCUCCUUCUUCCAUUGAAAUGAAGGAGGGAGGUUUGCUGAUGGAGAACAUAGGACCUCUGAUCAACCCCUUGGAGUCCACACCAGAGUGCACUGCUGUUGGGCCUCCUUCCUCUGUUGGAACACAGGAGGAGAAGGAGGGAACAUCACUGCUGGAGAGUGUAACAUCCCCAGGUGACAGCUUAGAGACUGCACCUGAGAGCAUGGCUGGGGAUUCUCCUGAGAAGUCACGGAAGAAGAAAAGGAAGAAGAAGAAGAAGAAAACAAAUAAUGGUUCUUCCAGCUCUCGAGAGCAGGAUUCUCUGCCUCUUCUAAGCACAGCACCAGCUCAAACCACAGAAUUGCCUGAUACACACGUUGUUCCACAAGAAAUGCAAUCCCCAGGCAAUGAAGUAGCCAAACCAGGUGCUGAUGUCCUUGUUGGUGACAGUGGAGGCACACGGGAAAGCAACAGUGCUGUGUGUCACUUGGGAAGGGAAGCUGGAGGUCUGGAAGUGGUUGCAGAAGGUGGUCCCAGCAGCGUGGAUGUGAUGGCCCCACCAAAGCAGAGCAGCAUGGAUGGUGGGGCUGCCCCAUUCCCAAGCUCUGCAGUGCUAAAGGAGAAGAUGGGGGGUGGAAGUACCACAGAGUGUGGAGAUGUGGAAGGGGGCAGUCAUGCCUCUGCUGCUGGCCAGCUUCCAGGAACCAGGCCAGAUUCCCAGUCCUCGGGUAGCACGAAGAAACUGGCAUCAACAGGAGAGGGAGUGAACAUUUCCUCUGGGUUGUCUCUUGCUACAGAAGCACCUACAAGUAAACCUGCAGCUCCUUGUGCUGGACAUUGGAGCCAAGACACAGAGACUCCCUCCUCCUGCCUGCAGGCUGGGAAGGACAAAGGACGCCCCAGCCAGCCACGGAGCUGCUCGGCUUCCCAGAAUGAAGACACAAAGGAGAAAAAGAAGAGCCCAGGUGAGAAAGUGCAUGAAAAAACUGAGAAGACAAGUCAGGCCAAAAGACCUGAGACUGCUCAAAAGGAUGAUGCUUCAGCUGUGACGGGCAGCUGCAAGGCCAAACAGCAACCAGGGAACCAGGGACCUGUGAAUAAGACUAAAGAAAGUUCUGUGAGCCAAAGUGAUGGUGUUAGAGUGUGUUUCCAUGCAAUAUUAUCCAAAGACUUCAAAAUAGACCCUGAGACCGAGAAAGUGUUCAUCAGGGCUGAGGGCAUUUCUCCCUAUGCAGACAUGAAGGACAACAUUUGUGAGCUGACCUGCACCAAGUGUCUAGGAGAACAUGGAUACCUCAUUGAAGGCACUGUAACUCUUGCAAAAAAAUAUGUGGAUAAAUACAUUUCUUACAAAUACUGGGUUGCCUCUGGCAAAGGGGACUAUGAAUUCAUUUACAAGCGUCCGGUAGCAAAGAAACAUGUGAAUCGCUGCUUAUAUAUAAGAGAAGAACUGCUCAACAAUGGAGAGUGGCACCAGUAUGAUGACAUCGUGUGUGCCAAGCCUUCUGCCUGGAAAAUAUUCUGGAAUACGUUUGUUGGCAAUAAAAACAAAGAUGUGGUGGAAGGGAAGAUAAUAGCUGCAAAUAUUAUGUUAGAAAAUAUCUUCAGCAUUCUUGGAACCUGGAGUCCUGACAACCUGAGGAACUUCUUCUUCCAGCUGAGGCAGUUCUAUGUGGUUACAAAAGAGCCACAGGUGUAUGAGGAGAAGCAAAUGCUGUGGACGGAGUUAGGCUUUGGGAUGCGUCAGGUGAAUGAUCUGCUGCUGCAAUACAUGAGGAAAAUAGGUCUUCUUUCAUCACAGGAGGACUUGGUAAUAAAAAGUAAACUUGCUCUGGGACUCACCAUUCUCACAGUAAUGAACUUUUGGAAUCUUGAUCCCUCCAAAAGUGAUCUGGCUCAGCUGUGCAGCCUCCUGUGCUUGGACAAGGUGCCGCAGCAAGCCCUGCUGGAUGACUUUCAUCAAAUCAAAAAGGCUUUUGCCACGCUUCCUGGUUUUCCUGAUUUAAAGAUUUACCUGACAUGCCUGUGCCAGAGAUGCAUUGAUGACCAAGUAGACCAGUGGGUGUGGAUCCUUCCUCUGCUGCAUCUCUGCGUGGCUCCGUGUCAGCGUCGCCACUUGCCCAUGGCAGAAGAAGUCUGGGCAGGGCUGGAAGGGCUUUCAUUUGCUGAAACCAGGAAGAGGCAAGAUACGAGAACCCUACUGCAGCUAAUGAAAGAAAAGAAAUACUUGAUGGAAUUCGAUACAACUCUGGUCAAGUCCUGGAUCUGUGUGCUGCCCCUGGAGAGCUUGGCUGAAUUUAUAAAGGACUUCUCCAGUGAUUUCUUAGUUGCUCUUCAAGGUGUUUCUUACAGACUAGAGAAUCUUGACCUUCCAUGGAGGACCUGCGAGGUAGUAGAGAAACUCGUCCAGACAGUGCUGAGUACCUUGGAUGAGGAACAGGCCAGAGCUCUGGACACUUGCUCUUGGCAGUCCUGCUUGACCUCUUGCCUCAAGCUGCACAAGAUGGUCUGCAAGAGUGUGAAGUUUGUAAAGUUCUACAUGCUUCCUGCCACUUCUGCCUUGAUGAUUUCAAAGGUUGCCAAACUUCAGCCCACAGCACAGGAUCCCAGAGGUGCUGUGCAGGAAGCGUUCAGAGACGCUCUGGGACACACUCGAACCUGGUUCAGAAAUGUUUUAAACAAGGAGUUACUGAAAGAAUCUCUGAAUCACGUUUAUUUCUCUUUUCCCAUGGAACUUCGGGCCUGGGAUGAAUUUGUGAGGAUCAGCUUUCCAGAUGAACAGUUCACCAAGGAGUGGAAGAAGGCUUUACUUGCAGAUCUGAAGAAAAGAAUUCAGGAGGAGCCUCCAGUUAACCAAAUCUUAGCCUACUGCUGUCAACACCCCUGGUUUGCAGAACUUGACUCUUCCAUUGACUGGUCUUUCUGUAAUUGUGCCAUAGAGGCUGUAACUGUAGCUUGCCAGACUGAGAGCAAUCUCCUGGAGAAGAUUCCUUCCCGCAGCAUAGGCCAGUUUAGCAAGCUUGUGUCAGCUAUUAUUGUGAAGUCCUGGCCAAUUGAGAGUGAAUGGUCCCAGGGGCAUUUUGAUGAGGCUUUGCACCACGUGCUGACGUGGCCUGACAUCAAACAUGUCUUCAGCUUCCAUGGAAAUAAUGAAGAGCUUGUAGAGAAACUUACAGAUGAAGCCAAGAAUAUAAUGGCCAUAGCAGACUCUGUGUUCAUGAAUGUCAGCCAUGACCUCUGUAAAGGCUGUAUCCUUGUGAAACAUCUGGAGGAGAUUUUCCAGCAUGAGAAGCAGUUCAUCUGUAUCUGGGAGAUAAACCACCAGCAGUUACCUGGAGACAAAGAACUGAAGGAAUUGCUGCAGAGGAGGCGGGAAGAAUUGACACAUCUCAAAGAAGAGAAAAAAGCAAUAGGAACCUUUCUGAGCAUGUGUAGGAAGGUGCAGGCAUCUGUGAAAGUGGAUGUACAUGAAGUGGAACAUGAACACUUGCAAGAUCUUAGCUCAGAAAGACUAAACACAUUUGUGACUGUGGAAAGGAGACCCCUGCAGACCUACUACAGCUUGAGUCCAGAGCUGAAGAAGUUUGCCCAGAAAAUGCACUCUCUUAAGGAUAGCCUGAUCUUCCAGAAGUUCUGGGAGGAAGCAGCACAGACUCUAGGAGAAAAGUGGGAAAGUGAUGGAGAGGAAUGGGAAAGUGCAGGAGAGGAGGAGGACAUUCCUACCUUGGACCUUGAUGGUGUUUUAAGCAGUCUCAUCACCCCGUGCUUUGCCAGCUAUGAAAGGCUGUAUGAUGAUCUCCGGUCUGGAAGUCUCACACUUUCUGCAGUUGAUACAAUCUUUCAGGAAUUCGUAAGCAAUCCUGAAGAUAUCAAAACUGAACUAAAUACCAUAUGUAAGCUUAGACCUGGAGAAGCCAGCGACUGGGUGGAUCAGCGAUUUCAGCAGAUCCAGCAGUACCAUGAAAUGCAUGUGACUUUGGAUGCUGCCAAGAUCAUUGCCCAUGUCAAAGACAAUUUAAACCUCUCUGGUGACUUCACUAUCCUGGAAAACUUGUUGGACAUAACUGAAAAGCUUGACUCAUACAAGACACAGACGCUGGAUUCCAUCGGCCCUGAGCUUGUGUCUGCCAAGAGUCUGCUGCAGGGGAUCACUGUGAACCGCCGGGGGUGUCUGAGGGAGCUGGCCCAGCAGAAGGAGUUUGUCUGCUGGGUCAGAGAAGCACUGAAAGAUAUAAAUGAGCUGAAGGUAUUUGUAGACUUGGCCUCCAUCUCUGCUGGGGAGAAUGACACGGAUGUGGACCGUGUGGCCUUUUUCCAUGACACUGUACAUGGCUACUCUUCCCUGCUGUAUGAGCUCAGGCAGGAGUCAGGGUUUAAGGACUUCAUGCACUGUCUGAAGAAGCUCUGGCGAGCCCUGGACAGUGAUGAGAAUCUUCCCAAGAAACUGCGUGCUUCAGCUCAGCACCUGGAGUGGCUGAAGACAGUGAAGGAGAGCCACGGCUCUGUGGAGCUGUCCUCUCUGUCGCUGGCAGCUGCCAUCAAUAGCAGAGGGAUCUAUGUUCUCCGUGCACCAGCCGAUGGCCAAAAGGUCUCUUUGGACAACGUCCUGUGCUUCACCCUCCCAGGGAGCUCUGGGGAUAAUCAGGCAUCAUGGAAAUACUCUCUGGCAGAGCUCCGUGAACUGCAGAACAAACUGAUGCUCAUGUCAGCAAAGGGAGAGCAAGGCUUGGAGGUGGAGAGAUUCUCUGAGAUAUUUUCCAAUGUCCAAAGACUUGCACAGGCCUUGAUAGACCUUUAUUCAGCUGGGAACAUGCUCUUCCGCUCCUGGCUUGCUCAAUUGUAUUGUUCACCCAAAAGGGAGUCGUGUGUUUUUAUGGACUUCUCUUUGGGACUGAUCCCUGUGCUAGAAGGGCAAGGAGAUGUGGCAGCUGUGCUCCCAAGCAUCUGCAAGACAAUGGAGAGUUUCCUGGGGAGCUGGAAAAGCUUCAUGAAUGAAAAACGGCUCCAGCAUUUCUACCUGAACUACUACAGUGCUGAGCAGCUGGUCUAUCUGUGCACAGAGCUGGGGCAGGAGGUGCCCAGCCAGAGGGCCCUGAUGAUGCUUUCCUUCCUAAAACACAACUGCACCCAGCAGGAUGUCCUUGGAGCCUCCAGGAGAGAGCUGCCUUCCAGUUCAAGGAGGGCUAUUUCUGACCUGCAAAUGCGGCUGGUUAGGGAGAAGGACCUGACUGCACAGCUGAGGUGCAUCUGGGAGUCCUACAUGGGCAACAUGGGCUCCUUCCUUCCAAACUGCCUGGAUAUUGAUACGCUGGGUGGGUGGCUGAGGAACCUGGCCAGCUGGGAGACAAAGCAUGUCACACGAGACUUUCCACAGGAUCUUCUGUCCGUUGGCCAGCCCAACCUCAUCACGUGCCCUCGCUCUGAGGUGCUCACUUCUGCUCUGGCUGUUUACAUGAACAGCCCCCACCAGCCCCUUCCCACUUUUGACGAAGUUCUGCUGUGCACCCCUCAGACCACUGCAGAGCAAGUGGGGCUCUUCCUCAGGAGGUGCCUCAUUCCCUGCAGCAGAGGACAGAAAAUUUACACCAUGCUGUAUGCAGAUGAGCUGAGCUACGAUGUCAGCUGCAGAGCAGAGGAGCUGUUCCAGCACCUGCAGCACUGCAACAGUGCCUACCGCCUCCUCAUCCUCUGCAGCAGCGAGAGGGAGCACAGCUACAUCCCUUCUGUCUUCAGCCAGUACAAGGUGCACAUGAUACCCCAGAGGUCACUAGCUGAAAUCCAGAGAUACCUUCAGCACCACUACAGAGUCGCUCAGCCUUCGAGAUCAGCUGCUUCUGUGUUCAAGGACAAUAUGUGUGUUGGGAUCGUGUCCUCCAAAAGAGCUGGCAUGGGGAAAUCUCUGUAUGUGAAAAGGCUACAUGAGAGACUGCAAGAAGAGCAGCCUGACUGUACAGAACUUCUGAAAACCAUCAGACUAAUUGAACCAGAAGUGGAUGAAGAUAAAGUGCUAAAAUCUCUUCUGCCUUUUUUGAAGAAAGAACAUCAGACAAAGCCCAUGAUAUUCCAUUUUGAUAUCACCUCUUCAGUACAAAGAGGAAUUCCAGAGUUUCUGUUCAAGCUGCUGGUUUUGCAGUACCUGACAGAUAAUAAUGGAAAUAUGUGGUUACGGCAGCAGAGCCAUUUGUACAUCAUUGAAAUCCUUGAGGUAUCACCAGUGUCAAAGAAAGCAGCAAGACAUAUGUCAGUGAGCCACAAGUUUAAUUUCUUUGAUGUGUUCCCUAAAGUAACAUGCAAGUCUCCCAAGGAAGUACUAGAAAUGGAGACACUUGGGAACCAGUCUGGGGAUGUUUCAGACCCAGGAAUGGACAAGGAGGAAUUCUGCAGUGAGGCCUUCCAGAGACCUUUCCAGUAUCUGAAGAGGUUUGACCAGGGGCAGGAUCUGGACAUGUUCUGUUAUGAAGCCCACUCGGUGGAGGGCAGCCCAGCAGAAUGCCUGCAGCAGCUCCUCCUGCACUGCGGGGUCACGGAGCCCUCCUGGGCAGAACUGCGAAACUUCACCUGGUUUCUCAACACUCAGUUGAGAGACUGUGAAGCUUCUGUCUUUUGCAACCCUGACUUUAUCCAGGACACUUUGCAAGGUUUCAAAACCUUUGUCGUUGCCUUCAUGAUUUUAAUGGCAAGGGAUUUUGCAACACCUUCCCUAAACAUUUCUGAUCAAAGUUCAGGAAGGAAGGCCUUCCACCUGGAGAACAUUGCAGAAGAAGAUCUUCUUCCUUUCCGCAUUCGGAAAAAGUGGGAGUCUGAGCCUCAUCCAUACUUGUUUUUCAAUGAAGAUCGUGUGUCUAUGACAUUCAUUGGAUUCCACUUCCAGCAUAAUGGCCAUCACGGUGUUGAUGCCAUUAAUCCUUUGGAUGGCAGCAUUAUCAAGAGAAAUGUCAUGACUACAAGGCUGUACAAGGGCCUGUUACUCCAAAGAGUUCCCUUCAAUGUUCCAUUUGACCAGUUGCCUCGUCACGAGAAGCUAGAGAAGCUUUGCAUGGUUUUGGGCAUCCCCUGGGUGAUUGACCCCGAUGAGACAUACGAGCUGACAACGGACAACAUGCUGAAAAUCCUGGCUAUUGAGAUGCGGUUCAGGUGCAACAUCCCAGUCGUGAUCAUGGGAGAAACAGGCUGUGGGAAAACCAGACUUAUCAAGUUUCUGUGCAAGUUACGCAGGAGCUAUUUAGAGGUAGAGAACAUGAGGCUUGUGAAAGUCCACGGAGGUACCACUGCAGAGAUGAUUUAUGCCAGGAUCAGAGAAGCAGAAGCCCUUGCUAAAAUCAACAAGGAGCAGCACGGGUUGGACACAGUCCUCUUUUUUGAUGAAGCCAACACCACAGAGGCUGUAAGCAGCAUCAAGGAAGUUCUGUGUGACCACACAGUAGAGGGGCAGCCUUUGGUCUCUGGCUCUGGCCUGAAGAUCAUAGCAGCCUGCAACCCUUACCGUAAGCACACACCAAAGAUGAUCCAGCGCCUGGAAUUAGCUGGGUUGGGCUACCGUGUCACGGCAGAGGAGACAAAGGACAAGCUUGGAUCUAUUCCCCUGAGACAGCUUGUGUACCGGGUCCAUGCUCUCCCACCCAGCAUGAUCCCUUUAGUGUGGGACUUUGGGCAGCUGAACAACUUAACUGAAAAAAUGUAUAUUCAGCAGAUUGUGCAGAGAGUUACAGAGCACGUCCCGAUGGCGUCGCUGGAGGCCGAGGUGAUCACAGAAGUGCUUUUUGCUUCCCAGCAGUACAUGAGGCGGAGGGAGGAUGAGUGCACCUUCGUCAGCCUGCGGGACGUGGAACGCUGCAUGGAAGUUUUCAAGUGGUUUCACAGGCACAGUGAGCUGCUCCUGAGAGAGCUGGAGAAGUACCUUGCUGAGAAGAAACCUUCAAAGAGCACCGAUGAGAGAAACGACAUCAUCUGGGCCUUAGUGCUGGCAGUCGGGGUCUGCUAUCAUGCAUCCUUGGAAAAGAAGGAGGAAUAUAGGAGUGCUAUCAGCAAGGUCCUUCCAAGACCCUACAGUAACCAGAAAAAGAUUUUGGAAGACAUCUCUCUGAUGCAGGACUUAUUCCUGAGUGGCGUGCAAGUCCGGGAUACCAUAGCAAGAAACUUGGCCUUAAAGGAAAAUGUCUUCAUGAUGGUCAUCUGCAUUGAGUUGAAAAUCCCUCUGUUCCUUGUUGGGAAGCCUGGGAGCUCCAAAUCCCUUGCAAAAACCAUUGUGGCUGAUGCUAUGCAGGGCCAAGCAGCCCAGUCAGAUUUGUUCAAGGACCUGAAGCAGAUCCAUCUGGUGUCUUUUCAGUGCAGCCCUCUCUCCACUCCAGAGGGCAUCAUAGGCACUUUCAAGCACUGUGCUCGAUUCCAGGAAGGGAAGAACUUAGAGGAAUACGUCUCAGUGGUGGUUUUGGAUGAGAUUGGGCUGGCAGAAGACUCUCCCAAAAUGCCCUUGAAGACUUUGCAUCCCCUUUUGGAAGAUGGCUGCAUAGAUGAUGUCCCUCUUCCUCACAAAAAGGUUGGCUUCAUUGGGAUUUCCAACUGGGCUUUGGACCCUGCUAAAAUGAAUCGAGGCAUCUUUGUCUCACGUGGUGACCCCAGCAAAAAAGAGCUUGUAGAAAGUGCGAAGGGGAUUUGUUGCUCAGCACGAGGGGCUCUGCAGAAGAUUGAACAGUAUUUUUCUCACUUUGCAGAUGCAUAUGAAAAGAUUUGCGAGGCCCAAGACAGGGAGUUUUUUGGUCUGCGUGACUACUACAGCCUCAUAAAGAUGUUUUUUGCCUUAGCUAAAAGCACCAAAAGUGAUCCCACGCCUCAAGACAUAGCAGAACUUGUUCUUCGUAACUUUGGUGGCAAAGAUGAUGUCAAUGCCUUGGAAAUAUUCACCUCACAGUUACCAGAAAAAGGAGAAAUUCGUGCUCAUGAUAUCAGUAGAAUUGAUCUGGUGCGACAGAACAUUCAGAGCAGUGGUGAGGCUGGUGACUGCAGGUACCUGCUCGUGUUGACUGAGAACUACGCAGCGCUGCAGAUCCUCCAGCAAGCUUUCUUUACUGCCCGACAUCAGCCAGAAAUUAUCUUUGGCUCCAGCUUCCCUAAGGACCAGGAGUAUACCCAGAUAUGCAGGAACAUCAACCGUGUGAAGGUCUGCAUGGAAACUGGCCAAAUGGUUGUGCUGCUCAACUUGCAAAACCUUUAUGAAAGCCUCUAUGAUGCCCUCAAUCAAUACUAUGUGUACCUGGCUGGCCAGAAGUAUGUUGAUCUGGGGCUGGGCACCCACCGGGUGAAGUGCCGGGUGCACCCCAGGUUUCGGCUGAUCGUCAUUGAGGAGAAGGACGUGGUGUACAAGCACUUCCCCAUCCCGCUGAUCAACAGGCUGGAAAAGCACUACCUGGAUAUCAGUACCGUCCUGGACAAGGGGCAAAGAGAAGCUGUGAAGGAGCUGCAGAAGUGGGUGCAUGAGUUCACUGCAGCCAGUGCAGAAGAGCACUUGAUAGGCAAGCAGAAGUACAGCCCUUCGGAUGUGUUUGUGGGCUACCACUCCACCACCUGCGCCUCGGUGGUCCUGCAGGUGACGGAAAAGCUGAAACAGGAGUGUCCUCCUGGUGAGCUCCUGUCCCGCGUGGUGAGGGAAGGCCAGCUGGCCCUGCUGAACUGUGCCACCCCAGACUCUGUCAUCCGGCGCUGCAGCUCAGUGGGGCUGCACGUGGCAGGUGCCCUGGCCAGGCAGUACUUCAGGCAGCAGCAGCACACCUCCUUCGCAGACUUCCUCCGAGCCCACGUCUGCACUGGGGCUGGCUGCCAGACCGUCUUCACAGAGGUCACCACCUUCUCCAGGCUCCUCACUAGCGCUGACGCUGCUUGUCUGGAGAGAGAAGUGCAGGGUAAAGCACAGAAGCCUCAAAUCCUGUUUCUACAGCAGUUUGACACAGAGUACUCAUUCCUGAAGGGCAUCCGAGAUUUCCUUGAUGCCACAUCAGGAAACAAAGUCCUUAUUAUCCAGACAGACUUUGAAGAUGGCUCUCAGAAUGCCCAGCUCAUUGCCUCAGCCAAAUACACUGUUGUUAAUGAGAUCAACAAGGUGGACCUGGGAGAAGUCUCUGUCUUUGUUUACUUUAUUAUGAAGCUUUCCCGGGUGGAAGGAGGAACAUCCUAUGUGGGAUUCCAUGGAGGACUGUGGCAGUCAGUGCACAUAGAUGAUCUCCGCAGAUCCAAAGACAUGAUCUCUGAUCUGACUGCCCUGCAGAACUUCACCAUCAGCCAGAUGUUCUGUGAGGGUUCAGGUAAAACCCAAGUUUCAGCUCUGCCUGUGAAUGAAGAAGAACAGGAGGAAAAUGAAAUGGAGGUAGAAACACCAAUGCCAGAAGCAGAGCACUAUGAGGGUGAAAUCCUGGACACCACUGUGCUCCUGAGGACCUGUGUGCAGGGUGCUGUGGGGAUGCUGCGGGACCAAAAUGAAGACCUUAGCCGAAGCAGAAAGAGAAUUAAGAUACUCCUUGGUCUUCUGUCCAAAGAGGAUGACUUGAAAGCCUCUUUCCUGAAGAUAACAAAGGCUCGUCUCUCCAACCUUUUGAAGAAGCAAGAGGAAAAUUCUCUUAACCCAAAAAAAUGGGUGCUUCGGGUAGCCUUCAACAGCAGUGCUCUCCAGGAGGCAGGCACCUUCAGGCACACCUUGUGGAAGCGAGUCCAGAGUGUGAUCACUCCGUUCCUGGCUCUCCUGAUUUCUGUCAUAGACAGAAAUGGGAACCUGGAGCUGUUGGCCAGGCCGGCAGCUGAGUGGGUGACAAACCUGUGGAUGUUCAUCUUCAGUGAUACAAAACUUCUGACUGUCCCUUACAGUGUGGGCAAGAACAGCUCUCAGCCAGAGAUCAUUCUGGUGCAGAACAACAUGAUGGUGUCUGCUGAUGCUGGGAAUGAAAUGCCCUUCAGCUGGAGGAUAAAGGAGUACUUGGAUGACAUGUGGUUGGAAGCUCAGUACAUCCAGAACAUUGAAGACCAAGCUGAGAAGUUUCUGGAUAUCUUCCAGAAAACUGCAUUGGGAAAAUUUAUCUCUGCUCUGACUGAGGAAGAAAGGCAGAUGCUCUUCCAGUGCUACAUCACAGACUUUAUAGCCUUGAGCAUUGGUGUGUCCUCACUAGAGCUGCAGUGUCUGCGAAGUGCAUUCUUAUCCUGCAUAGAGGAAUGGAAAGCAGCAUCUCCCAGAAGAGAGGAGAUGGUGCCAUCCUUGCCUUGGGUCCACCUUGGAUACAACCAGUUCAAGAGCCGCCUGCAGAACUUCUCCAGGAUCCUGGCUGUCCACCCCCAUGUGGUUCACCACCUUAUUAACCUGACAAGAGAUGGAAAAUCUCAUAAAGAGAUGGUUUUAGAUGUGCUAGCUGCAACAGCGUGUGCUGAGGAGCUGGAGAAUCAAGUGGAGGGAACUGACCCAGAGAUCUGGCUGCAGAAAGUGAAGAAUCUUCAAAUGCCUCUGGAAUUUCUUUGUAAGGAGAAGGAUCUUCAGAGGAGCAGGAGUUGGUGCCAUCAGCUGCUAAAAGAACUUGAAGUCUGCUGGAACCGGGUCUUGUCCAUGUCCCUGUUUGUCAAACAUGUGUUGCUUGAUGUCAAUACUCUGAUGCCAGGAUUUGACAGUGUGGUGAAAAAAUACACUUUACUACUUGGCAAGUGUUUUCAGCACGGCUCAGACAUGAAGACUCAUCCAACUUUUGUUGCAGUGAUGAAAGUUCUGUGCCAAUGUAAGGAGGAAUUCAGCAGCAGGCUCUACAGAUACGAUCUGAGGUCCUGUUCCAUCUGCCUGGGGGAGCCGAAGGAUCCAGUCUCCCUCCCUUGCUACCACGUGUUCUGUCACAAGUGCAUCCGAAUGUGGCUCGUGCCAGCACAGAUGCACUGUCCGUGCUGCAGAGUGGCCAUUGAGGAUGAGAAUUUAAGUGUCUCUGUGGAGCUCAGAGAUGCCAUAGCAAGAAACGCCAAGUUCCGGCAGUGCUGCAAUAACUUCUUCAUCGAUGUGGUCACUACCAUGUGCUUCAAGGACAAUGAGCCCCCUGAGGCAGAGGUGAUCAGAGAGCUCCUUGACCUGCUGUUUGUUCACAGAGUCCUCCUGAAAGGUUCAGACCACCCGGAGAUCUACACAAAAUUCCUGUCCCCAUUUGAUGAGGAAGUGGAUGAGACUCCCAUGAUCCGCUCGGUAAUGCUGAAGCUCCUCUUGAAGUACAGCUUCAAGGAAGUGAAGAACGACGUGCAGCGCUACCUCUCCCUGGUGGAGCACAGUGAGAUCCUAGAGAGAAAUGAUAAAAAGGAACUCUACUUGCUGUUUGUCAACUGCUUAGAGGAUUCCAUGUGUGAAAAGUCUGAGGGCAACCUUGGAUAUAAGCAUAUGAACUAUCUGCAUGGAGACAGAGGCUUUCCAGAGAACUACCUCCCAAAGAGCAAUGGAGAAGCUCCUCAGGAAUCAUCUGUUGAGUACCUGCAGGCAGUAGCCAAGGUUCGCUUGUACCUGAGCAAGGCUGCAGAGCUGCUCUAUGACCUACACAGGCCCACAGAGCAAAAGCAGGUGAAGGAGAAGCAGUAUUUCUUGGCCAAUGUGAGGUCUUUCUGUAGCCUUGCCAAGAACAACUGGCACCGUGUGUUCCUCAUCAGGAAGAUUGCUAGUCAGUACGGGAUGGAAUUUGCUCAGAAGCUUGUCAUGGACACACGGUUUAACUGGGUGUUCCCAGCAGAAAUUCUGCAACAGGUGCAGAACAGACAGACUAAUCACAUCGAUCGUUACCUGGCAUGUGGUGAGAGCUACAGAGUCCUGCGUGACGCUGUGGGGAAGGCCAUGAUGAAGUGCAAGACUGAGGGUCUUCUGGAGGCUGAGAAGGCAUCCAGCAGCUCCCAGGCUGUGCAAUCUGUCCAUCUGCUCCUGGCUAUUUUCAGGGAGGUCACUGCCCUGUAUGGAGUUAGUGACUCAAAUCUUCAUCCCAAGCAGCAGCAAACAGAUGCUAUGACUGAGUUCAUCAACAACUCCCAAGUCCUGAGUUCUCCAGACUUGCAGCACUUUGCAGCCUCUCUUGUGAGGAAUGCAGUGCCCUCACUGGAAGUGCAUCCUCAGAGCUUCAGCCAGGAUGGGGCUGUCAUUGAGGUGGCUGUUCACACUGCAGCUGUCCUGCUGUGUGGGCACAGCCCCCUCCUGCAGCCCUUGAGGAAUCUGGCAUUCCACCCACAGGACAUGCAGCACUCCUUUCUGCCUACAAUGCCAGAAGAUGUAUUGGCCCAGGCAAGGACCUGGGAAGGACUGAGCUCUCUGCACUGGUACAAGUGUCCAAAAGGCCACCCCUGCCUUGUGGGAGAGUGCGGGCGCCCCAUGGAGACCAGUCGCUGCGUGGACUGCGGGGCAGAGGUGGGAGGGCAGCAGCACCGCCCCGUGCCCGGCUUCCAGGCGCUCGGGGAUCAUGAAGACAGAACUCAAACUGGCCACAUCCUUGGAGAUGCAGAGCACAGAAGAUCAAUGGGAGUGUCUGAGCGGGCCAUGUCCCCCGUGGCCUUCAUUCUGAUCCGUGUGCUCACACAUCUCACAAUGUUGCUGGGAGCCAUAAAAGAUCCUCAGGCACUGCAAAGUAUUAUCAAGCCACCGGUGGACAACCCAGUGAGUUUCCUGCAGCAGCAUAUUCAGGAGGACUUGGCACAGCUGACCAGAGUUUUGGGGAAGAGUGUGGAUGACGCUAUCAAUAUUCUUCAUCUUGUCCUCAGCAGCCUUCUCAGGGACCCCCAUCAGCACCCAGACCAGUGGCCAGUUCAGUUUGAUAACGUGCUCUCCACCAAGGAGAAGAGAAACAAAUGGGAAGAAAUUGUUGCAAACACAAUUAUUGCUCCUGAAUUGAAGGAUUUGGAUAAAAAACUUCUGCAGUUAAACAGACGAAUACAAGAGGAUGAGAGAAUUUCUUCCAAUCCAAUAGUGAAAAUAGUGUAUGGGGACCCAGGUCCCUUCCUGUCCCAGCUGCCCAAGGACAGUCACAUCCAUCAUUCCAAGAUGUGGAGCUGCCGAAAGAGGAUUUCGGUGGAGAACCUGGGCCAUGUAGUCCAGCAAAAGAAUGCCAAGGACACUGUCCCUCUCCUUUGGAAGUUUCUGCAGAAGGAAACAGAACUGAGGCUGAUUAAAUUCUUACCAGAGAUUCUGGCUCUGCAGAGAGACCUGGUGAGGAGAUUUCAGAACACUGGUGAUGUCAAGCACUGCUCCAUCAGAGACUUCCUCAACGAACCCCUCUCAGAUGUGAUGAGGGACGUGUUCCAGAGGAGAGUGAAUGUGUUUCUGUCUGUUUGGAACAAGCUGAGAAGUUCACUGGACACCAAUGGGGAAAUUAAACUUCCUGAAGGCUACUGUGAUGCUGACCUGACCCUGGAUGACAGACUUGAGGUCCUUCUGCCACGUCGGCGAGGCCUGGGGCUCUGCUCCACAGCCUUGGCCAGUUACCUCAUUGGUCUGCACAACAACUUCAUCCACUCUGUGAACAAACACACCAAGGAAGAUGACAAGUACUUGGUCAGUGCCUCAGAAGUGGCUGAGCUGCACUUGAUCAGUUACGAGGUUGAGAGAGACCUGAUCCCUCUGAUCUCAUCCAACUGCCAGUACAGCAUGGAGAAGGGAGGGGAGACAUUGCAGGACUUUGAUCUGGAGAAGAUCCAGCAGCAAGUCAUCAGCAAGUUCCUGCAGGGGAAACCACUCAUCACCCUGAGGGGAAUACCUACCCUUGUGUACAGGCAUGAUCGGAAUUAUGAACAGCUGUUCAGUGAUGUCAGGAAUAAGCUGGAUCAGAGUGCUCUCCCCAGCUCUGUUAUGACCACGAUCAGUGGGGAGCUACAGUCCUACAGUGAUGUCUGUGAUGCUCUGUCUGUCACUGAAAUCACCCUGGGAUUCCUGGCCAUGGCUGGAGAGAAUCCUGAAAUGCCUCUGACUGACUACGUUGAAACAGUCCUACAGAUGGGGGAUCAGACAAACCCUCAUGUACUGCAGGUCCUGAGACGGUGCCACCUAAAGCACAGCAUUGCCCUCUGGAAUCUCCUCUCUACCUGCAAAUCUGAGCAGCUUCUGCGCCUCAAACAGGAUCCUUUUGUAGACAUCAGUACAGCCUACAAAGCUGAGCUCACUCAAGAGAUGGCCAAGCUCCUCAACAUCUUCCUUGUCCACUCAAGGCUGGAAACCUUCCUGCGGGAGCUCCAUGAAAUGAUCAUCUUGAAGCUGAGACAUGUCCAAGCUGUGGAUGUAUUCAAUCCCACAUACGGGCUGAGGGACUCGCUCCUUCCUCACCUCGAGGCAAAAGACUCUGCGCUGGCUCCAGAGCUGGAGGAGCUGUUCCCAGGGCAGAUCCUUCUCUCCCACGCCACAGCCACCUGGAAAGCAGCCGCUGGCUUCAAGAGAGAGCGCAGGGGCAGCUAGGAGCGCCGGCCCCGCCCUGCCCCGCCGGGGCUCGCUGUGCCCAGCGAGGGGCGGGCGGUUUUACUGAUUCUGGUGCAGAGGAGGAUGGAGAGACAGAGGCUGCCUGGAAGAACAGCCCCCCCCGGUACACAUGAAGGAAUUUUUCAAAGAGCCGUUUCCCCCGCUGGGGCAGCCGCGGGCCUUGGGGUGUUUUUUUGGGUUGGUGGUUUGUUUGUGUUUUUUGUUUGUUUUUAUGAUGGUGCAGCUCAGGUUCUUCCUCCCCCCUGCGAGGAGCCGUGUCGGCGUCACCCCCGCGUUAGGACCAAACCGGAUCCAAACCCCGGCCCCCCCCGCCCGGCGGACCCUGCUCCGCCGCUGCCUUAGCCCGGCUGGCCCCGGGCCCCGCGCUCCCCGCCGCCGCGGGGCCGCUUCCCAAUAAAGCUCGUUCUGGUUCGGC